Molecule: messenger RNA, 2835 nt
Organism: Striga hermonthica
Lineage: Eukaryota; Viridiplantae; Streptophyta; Magnoliopsida; Lamiales; Orobanchaceae
Source: the annotation of a GenBank genome assembly
AUGUCGAAGCUUGUGAAUUUGGUCACUGUUCUGUUCCUGUUUCCGUUGCUUGUGGUUCAAUCUGCAGACGAAGCCUUAAACGACGACGUACUGGUCUUGAUAGCUGUAAAGUCUGCGCUCAUCGACCCGCAAUCGAAGCUCGCCUCGUGGACCGAGGACGCGUCGCUUCCCUGUAACUGGGUCGGCGUGACAUGUUAUGAUGACACCGGCGGCGUGUCCGAACUGAAUCUUGAUGGGUUCUCUUUGUCUGGGCACAUAAGCAAAAUCUUGAUUAGGUUGCAGCACCUCAAGGUUCUGCAUCUAUCAAGAAACAAUUUUUCGGGGAAUAUAAAUCCAGCCCUAACUCAGAUUCCAGCUCUGCAAAUCGUCGAUUUUAGUGAGAACAGUCUAUCGGGGACGAUGCCUGAAGAGCUUUUCCAACAAUGUGGGUCCUUGAAAGAAAUCUCUUUUGCAAGUAACAAUCUAACUGGCAUGUUGCCUCAGUCCUUGAGCUCGUGCUCGAAGCUGGAGACUCUCAACUUGUCGUCCAAUCGCCUUUCAGGUCAGUUGCCUUCUGCUUUAUGGUCUCUAGCUUCCCUCCAAACACUUGAUCUGUCCGGUAAUUGGUUCGAAGGCGAAAUUCCGGGUGAUAUGGGGAGUUUGUAUAAUCUGAGAGCUAUUAACUUUGGUAGAAAUAGUUUUGUGGGCUCGCUGCCUGAAAAUAUUGGAAACUUUUCAUCACUGUAUUCGGUUGAUUUUGGAAGAAAUCAUUUCGGUGGUGGCCUUCCUCUUUCAUUGAAAGAACUAAGACUGUCCUGCAAAUAUCUUGAUGUUAGUGGGAAUUUCUUGUCCGGUCAACUUCCGAAUUGGAUUGGAGAGAUGAGAAGCUUAGAGUUUUUGGAUCUUUCAGGCAAUAGUUUUUCCGGUAGGAUACCGAGUACCAUAGGCAAUCUCCAAUAUCUGAACCAAGUUAAUUUGUCCAACAAUCGAUUCAUGGGGUACUUACCGGAGUCGAUUAGAGAUUGCUUCAACCUUAAGGUUCUUGCUGUAGAUGGAAAUUUACUUUCCGGUAAUCUGCCUUCUUGGGUUUUCAAUUUAGCUCUAGAGACAAUCUCUCUAUCUCGUAACAGAUACACCGGAAGCCUCAGCUUUCCCGCUUUCUACCUGCAGACUUACCAAAGCCUGCAGGUCUUAGAUUUGUCAUCCAACAUAUUAACGGGCCAAAUCCCAUGGGCUAUCGGCAAUUUUCGCCGGCUGCAAGCAUUGAAUCUGUCUCAUAAUCUUCUAUUUGGCCUCAUUCCCCCGAGCGUUGGUCAGCUAAAUGCAACCUCUGUUCUCGAUAUGAGCCGCAAUCAUCUCAGUGGAGCCAUUCCAGUAAACAUCAAGAACUGCUCAUCUCUAACCUCUUUGAUCUUGUCUGGGAAUAACCUCAGCGGCUCUAUCCCUUCCUCGAUCGCCAGCUUGUCCAACCUCGAGCUCCUCGACAUCUCAUUCAACAACCUUUCCGGAAGCAUCCCGAACGAGCUUACGAACCUCUCCCACAUCAUCUCCUUCAACGUCUCGUUCAAUCACCUCGAGGGAGGAAUACCCUUCGGGGGCUUCUUCAGCACGAUCCCCACCACAUCAUUUAUAGGUAACCCUUUACUGUGCAGGCAAUCCUGCCCCGCAGCCCACCAGAAGCCCCUAGUCCUCAACCCAAAUUCGUCCGUAGCCAACCGGGGCCCACUGUCUCCUGACCUUCGCCACAAACGUAUAGUUCUCAGCAUAUCGUCCCUCGUUGCUAUUGGAGCUGCCAUUGUCAUAGCCCUUGGUGUCGUGACAGUCUCGAUCCUCAACAUGCACGCGCGCACGGCAACAGCGCAGGCUCGUGCGGCCCUCGCCUUCUCGGGAGGGGAUGACAUCAGCAUUUCUCACGAGAGCUCAGCCAGCUAUGGGAAGCUCGUCAUGUUCUCUGGCGAGGUCGACUUCACGUCAACCGGAGCCCAUGGUCUGCUAGCCAAGAAUGCCGAGCUGGGGCGAGGCGGGUUCGGGACGGUCUACCUCACUAAGAUUCAGGGGGGAAAACGGGCCGUCGCGAUCAAGAAGCUCAACACGACGAGCCUCGUCAAGUCCCGGGAGGAAUUCGAGAGGGAAAUCAAGAAGCUCGGGAAAAUCCGGCACGAAAAUCUGGUGGCGCUUGAGGGAUACUACUGGACCCCAUCUCUGCAGCUGCUCAUAAACGAGUACGUAUCAUGCGGGAGCCUACACAAGCAUCUUCACGAUGCGGAAGGGACAGGUGGCGGCCUCACAUGGCAGCAGAGAUUUAAGAUAAUUCUCGGUACGGCUAGUGGCCUUGCUCACCUCCACCGGACGAACGUGAUCCACUACAACAUGAAGUCUGCUAAUGUGUUGAUCGAUUCUUGUGGGGAGCCGAAAGUGGGGGAUUUCGGGCUGGCCAGGCUUCUUCCGGCUUUAGAUCGUUAUAUAUUGAGUAGCAAGAUUCAAAGUGCAUUGGGGUAUAUGGCUCCAGAGUAUGCGUGCCAGACGGUGAAAAUAACUGAAAAAUGUGAUGUGUAUGGUUUUGGGAUAUUAACGCUCGAGGUUGUCACGGGGAAAAGGCCCGUUGAGUACAUGGAGGAUGAUGUGGUCGUGCUGUGUGAUAUGGUUAGGGAAGCUUUGGACGAGGGAAGGGUAGAAGAAUGCAUUGAUAAGAGGCUUGGGGGUAAUUAUCCGGUGGAGGAGGCUGUACCGGUGGUUAAGCUAGGGUUGAUUUGUGCAUCUCAGGUGCCGUCAAACCGUCCUGACAUGGAGGAAGUGACGAGGAUCUUGGAGCUGAUUCGGUGUCCUGCAGCGAGUCAAGAAGAGCUACUCGAGUGA